Messenger RNA from Marasmius oreades (fairy-ring Marasmius), 1623 nucleotides. RefSeq lists its product as uncharacterized. Lineage: Eukaryota; Fungi; Basidiomycota; Agaricomycetes; Agaricales; Marasmiaceae. The record is from RefSeq and is a predicted model, not a curated record. Bases 202 to 1365 code for a protein of 387 amino acids. The transcript has 6 exons.
GGACUCGGAACUGGAUGGCAUCCAGUGCGAGUUUAGCGAUGGACUGACCACUCCCUGGCACGGCGGGCAAGGUGGUACCGCACAGAUUUCUGUGCUUGAUCUUUCGAAAGGCGAAGCGGUUGUGUCUAUGACAAUCUGGUCCGGCCACAGAGGUCGACGCAAUCCAAUUCCAGACCAACCUCGGUCGCGUGCCCCCCAAGUAUGGUGGCUCAGGUGGUGGUCCUACUGUCGUACGUGGGCACCAGGCCUCGCGCUCUGAUGGCCUGGGAAGGUCGCAGUAACGGCUCCAUAAUUACCGACCUCAAUCCUAUGUGGUCCGAAAAUCAACUACUGGAUAACCAUGUAGUUGUCGGUGACCCGAAGGGUGGAAGCGGUGGUACUGCAGUUGAUAUGCUCAGCGUCGUCGCAGACACUUUGACAACUAAGCUCAAAUCGAUCACCGUUUGGUCUGGAAGCGGUGUCGACGCAAUCGAGUGCCAAUUCCAACUUGACGAUGGUACGGUUAUAUCAAGCGGGAAGAAAGGAGGGAACGGCGGUGGUGCUCACAAUUUUGAGUUGCGUGCCGGAGAACAGAUCACACGCGUUCAAGGUCACUCCAACACCGGGAUUUCUCAAUUCCAGUUUUUCACCAAUCAAGGAAGAUUCAGUGACGUUUACGGUGGCAAUAGUGGGGAACCUUUCGUUUGGCUCCCGCCCACCUACAACCCCAAUGCUGAAGUCACCGGACUUAUCUACUUCGAGGGAGCACCCGGAAAAUUCCUCGACCGCCUCACUCCCGUUUGGGCUUCUGCCCCUCCUGCGGGUUAUCAAUUGAUCAUAGACUCCUUUGAUCUGUCUCAGCUCGAACAAACAGGCAAGGUAGAGGCUGCCUGGUCAAACGAGAGCAUAAUCGAUAACGAAAGUCCAAACCAUAUCACAUCCACAUUUGAGUGGUCAAUGGAGGCAGAGAAAACUUCGACUCUCACGUUUUCACAGACAACCAAGUCCCUGAUCGGUAACAAAGUCGCUACGCAGGUCGCAGUAAGGGCUACGGCUGGCAUCCCUUAUGUCGGGGAACUGCAAUCAGAGGCUACGAUCGGGGUUGAAGUCAGCCAGGAGAAUGAAUGGGGCACCCAGGCGACGGAUAGCACCACGAUCAGCAGAAGUUACUACUAUGAUCGUAAGGCUGAAGUCACCAUUGACCCGAUGGCCCAGGGUCAAGGAAAGGCUGUCGGGUAUAGGAUGGAAUGCGCAGACCUGAGGUGGACGGGAAAAGUAAUAAUCACUUACUCAGACGGUACCACCAAGACCGUCCCGGCUGACGGGACACUCAGUAGUUCCAGUAUGACGAAGAUGCACACCACUUACACGCAAAUGCCACUCUAAAGUCAAGUGGUGAAAAUCGUCCGAGGUCUUCUCUUUAUUCGGGAUGUACAUGAUGCGUAGCGGUUUCCAGCUGCUUUCCAUACAUGGCGAUGUACUAUGUAGGCUGGCCGCUUUGGAUAGUGUCGAACUCUUUCAUAUCUUUCUAUGUAGACUCGGUUUACAAUAUAUUUAUACUAAAUCUCUGGUCUCAUUUCUUGGCGAAACUGCUUUCCAAAAAUCGACCACAAAGGGCUCAAACGCUGUAGGUGACUGUGGGUG